Molecule: messenger RNA, 1733 nt
Organism: Esox lucius (northern pike)
Lineage: Eukaryota; Metazoa; Chordata; Actinopteri; Esociformes; Esocidae
Exons: 2
Coding region: 269-1051 (260 amino acids)
Molecular function (GO): metal ion binding
Source: RefSeq, a predicted model, not a curated record
GAAACUCGCCGUGGUGCACUAGUGUCCAAAAUACUGGUCUGCCAUUUUGACUAAUACGUACUAUUCCUUACUAGCGUUAGCAAGUACCAUCAUAACAAAUGUAUACUGACAUUUGGAGUAUCUCGAAGAUGCAUUGCUAAACAUUUUCGUGCGUACUACUACCUCAAUCAAACAUAAACAGCAUAGCACACGGACAGGAUUAAACCGAAAGAAAAACAAAAAUAGAAAAAGAUAGCUGGCUAGCUACUUAGGACUAAAACAAGCUGACAUGAAUUCCCUUGUCGGCUACGGAGUGUCAUCAGAUUCUGAUAGUGAAGAAGAUGGAGAUGAAGGAAACAACAAUAAGCCUGGGAAUGAGGUGGGUGGAGAUGCAGAGACCAAAAAGGGCUGCAAUUUCCUGCUAGAAUCCGGGUCCCAUUCCAGUGAGUCGGACUGUGGUUCAAGCCCAGAGGAAGAGGGGGACUCCAUGACUCAGUUACAAUCUAAGGUCCCUCCGCCUGCCCGUGUGGCCUCCCCAUCUAAGUCCCUGACCCCUCUCCUCUCUGCAUCACCCAGCUCCUUUUCCCACAAACUCCCCCCUCCCCCCCUCGGGGCUUCGUCCAAGAGCGGUGUGUUCACCAAUCCCUUCAAAGCUCAAGCCGAGCUGAAGCUCAAUGUCUUGCAGAAGCACGUUCCUCUCACUCUGCAGGCCCGGCCCUCUCAAAUAGGGGGCAGGAGGAUGUGUGUGGCGUACAGGAAGGACGGGCGUUGCAGGUUUGGGAUCAAAUGCAAAUUUGCCCAUGACAGUGACCUCCAGAGCUCAAUUAUUCCCAGUGACUAUGACCCACCCACGGGGGAGUCUCCCGGAACAGACCAAGCUGACCCCAACGCAGGGGGUUCUUCAUACCCCUGCCGCCCGAACUUUCUCCACAACCAAGGAGGAGAACCUGAGGAGGAGGGUCAGCAGUCUAAGAAGAGGAGAAUAGGGCUGAGUAACACACUUGUGCCUCCUAAAAGGGCGAUGAAGAACUUUGCUAUGCAAAGGAAACGAGAACAGGUCAAUUUGAACUGAAGUUCUUACACAGGGAUUCUCUCAAUAGCAAUACACAGAGAGAGAGAGAGAGAGUGUUUGUGUGUAUGUAUGUGGGAAAGAAUUAGCCUCAAUCUACUCAAAAGUUUUAGUGUGUGUCUGGUUCAUUCACAUACCCUGAUUCCAAAGUGUGCACUCAUUGUCCCCCCCCCCCCCCCCCCUGAUGGAUUUCAGUGGUUGUAUAAACCAUGGUUGUUUAUAUCAAUUUAAUGAAGUGAGACAGCGCAAACUACAGAUGGUAAUAUUAUUUCCCUAUAGCCAGUGCAUAUUCUAUUUACAUCUUGUUAGUAUGCAAAGUACAAGAUAGAGGAACUAUUGCACACUAUUAAACGAAUGAAUGCUCAAAGUGGUUGCUUGAUAAUUGUCUGGGAUCACGUAUAAGGAUGAAACUGAAUAGGAACUGGAGAUACAAAUAAAGUUAUGUAUUGGGUUUUGGGAAAAUAUGUGAGUUAUUGUUCUGAGCAGAUUCCAACGUGUUUGCUUGAUAGAGGAAAGGAGCAGCAGCAAGAGCAUCUGCACUUUAGUUUAAAGAUCUAAAACCGGCAACUAUUCGACUAGCUUGUUUACUGGUGAAGAGGUGUUACUGGAUGAGCAAAUGCUUUACGCAUUACAUUGUCUUUUGUGUUGAAAUCUGUUCUUUUUAUUAAAACAACAUUUUAUUUGA